GAGAUCCUGAUGGUGUCCAUGGCUCCACCAGAAGGGGAGGAGGAGAGAUCACAAGCCUACUAUGUCAUCAAGGCUGCCCAGGACAAGGAAGAGUUGCAGCGAGAGGGCGAUGAGCUUGAUGCACAAAUCAGGAAGGCCGAGAAAGAGAUCCGAGCUCUAGAGAACACUCUCAAACUGAUGAACAGCCGGAACGAAACAUACAGGAAGAGCUUCAACAAGAUCACAGAGACAAGUGAUGAGAUGGAGGAGAAGCAGCAGCUGGAGGAGCAGAUGCGGGCUGUGAUGGACAAGUACAAGUACAAGAGGAGGCAGAUCCGGGAGCUCCAGGACGACCUACAGACAAUGAGCAACACUCUGGACAAUCUUGCACGAGAUGAAGAUGCAUAUGUUGAUAUGAUUGAGGACAAGAAGAAUAGAAUUCUCCAACUGACCAAAGACCUUGAAGUCCAGAGAACAAAACUGGAGAGAGUUUCAAAACAGAAUGCCAAAUAUGCAAGAGAGGUCCGUUCUGCCAAAAAGAGCAAGGGUGAAACCCCAGAAGAGCGUGACUUUGAAGUCCGUGAGAUGCGUGAAUUCAACAAGAAUGUUAUGAAGGGUGUCUCAGAUGUUGUACAGGUCCACUCGGAGCUGAAUGAAGCUGUCAACAUGUACUUCUCUCAGGCUAACCUGCCACCCCCUACACCAAGCGGCCACCGUCCAGGCAGUUCUCGCAGCAGCCUGUCCUCAGCCCGCAGCUCUGUGUCCAGCAUCAAGAGCAUCCAGUCAACCCGCAGCAGACCUGCCUCCAUACAGAUCGGGGCGGACUUUGAAGGUCCUGGAUCUCCAGGCAGUGCCCGCAGCGGCAGCUCCAUCGCCAGUGUACGCAGCGACCGCAGCCGUACCAGCGUCACCGGCCCCAAGUAACAGACCACCUGCAUUCCCUCCAGCCAUCUGUGAUAUGUCUUUCAGAAGAUCUUUUAAUAUAGUACUUAUACUUAAGUUUAUUUCAUUGAAGGAACAUUCCAAUUUAUUCUGUUUUUAAAUCAUUACUUGUGUAAUAGGAGGAUUCAAGAGUUCUCAAAAUUAAUGCUUAGAAUUUAAGUACGUUUAUCCUCCUGAGGAGAAAAAUGAAGAUUACCUCUUGCAGGGAACAUAUUCAUUUACUUGUAUUUUUAUGUCAAGUACAAAAGUUCAUCACCUGUAAGCCAGGUGUUUUAAGCUUUCACUUGUUUCCUUUUUGUUUUUCUUCUUUAUUAAUGAAAUAUCACCCAAUGCUUUUUCUCACAGCAUGACUGGGCUUGUUUCA
Messenger RNA from Haliotis rubra (blacklip abalone), 1285 nucleotides. RefSeq names its product coiled-coil domain-containing protein 39-like. The record is from RefSeq and is a predicted model, not a curated record. Gene Ontology annotation, biological process: cilium-dependent cell motility; cilium movement; inner dynein arm assembly. Gene Ontology annotation, cellular component: axoneme. The transcript is spliced from 9 exons. The coding region runs from base 10 to 903 and encodes 297 amino acids. Lineage: Eukaryota; Metazoa; Mollusca; Gastropoda; Lepetellida; Haliotidae.